Messenger RNA from Tympanuchus pallidicinctus (lesser prairie-chicken), 2950 nucleotides. It is a transcript of the gene SPATA7, whose product is annotated as spermatogenesis associated 7. The coding region runs from base 79 to 1905 and encodes 608 amino acids. The transcript has 12 exons. Lineage: Eukaryota; Metazoa; Chordata; Aves; Galliformes; Phasianidae. The record is from RefSeq and is a predicted model, not a curated record. Gene Ontology annotation, biological process: protein localization to photoreceptor outer segment; protein localization to photoreceptor connecting cilium; photoreceptor cell maintenance. Gene Ontology annotation, cellular component: photoreceptor distal connecting cilium; axoneme; rod photoreceptor outer segment.
AGGCGAGGGAGAAGCCAUCCCCGAGGCCGCGGCCUGGCCCGGCCCUGCCCGCCCGCCCAGCGCGACGCUCCCGACACCAUGGCAACAACGGAGGCCGCCGGGCCAGGACACGUCGCGCCAUGCCAGACUCAGCGCCACGCCCCACCCGGCCGCUGCGGAGGCAGAGCUGUUGCCGCUUUGAGCCGAAAGCUGGGCUCGCCCGAGAGCAUGGGGGUGAAGAUGGAGAGGGGCGGCGGCAGGCGGAGCCAAGUGAAUGAAUACCCAGCUGUGGUUGUUCCCAGAUGUGGUCCAGCAAGUCCAUUUAAAGGACAGCUAAGUACUAAAAGUAAUGCUUUCUGCAUUGACUCCUCCCGAAGUCUGACAAACCAGUACCUGAUCAGAGAUCACUUGAUGUUUCAUUAUAACAGAAUUCUUUCAGCCAAAGCAGCUGUAGACUGUUCAGUGCCCAGAAGUAGGUUGAGGAGCAUUAAACUUGCUGACCAACAGAGAAGAGAGAAACUGAAAAAGAAGAUAGCCAGAUAUGAAAAAGAAAUGAAUGUGAGCAAAAGUGCCUCACGAUCCAGCUCAAGAGAGAGUGGAAAGCUGCUGUCAACCUCUUUUGGAAAGAGUCCUGUGGAAGUAGAAGAUAAAGACAAUCUGUUCUCCUGUGUUGAGCACACACCAUGCCUGGCAAGAGCACUGUCACCUUACGGUGAGCUUGGCUUGCUUUGCUCCAGUCCAGUGGAAUGUGCCAGAAAACGUUCUCGGAAUAGAUCUAAUGCAUCUAACUCAAACUCAAGUGUCAGUAUGUCAAGCACACCAAGAAAACGCUCUGGAGUUUCAAGCCGUUGCUCCUCGGAUAGCUUUGCAAGCAUCAGUCGUUCUCAGAGGCAUCAGGAAAGCAACUCCAAAAUAUACAGUGGGGAUCUUCUGGACAGACACUCAGAAUUAUUUACCAGCAGCCAGAAACCUUUUACUCCACGCACCUUAAUAUCAGAUGCUAAAUCUGCCCUGCUUGGGUAUAGGUAUUACAAUGCUGCUCAAAGGAAAAGGAAAAAGCACUGCAAGCAACACGUGGAAGCUGAAACACAGACUGAUGUGAUCAGCUUUCCAAGUGCAGAUAAAGGAUCUGAGGGAAAAGUUAUGACUGAACAUCGGAAGAUGACAGUGAAGACUGAAGAUAGAAGAUACAAUAUGGAUGAGCCUGAGAAAGGAAUGGCUGCUUUUCCAUACUCCUUUCUAAGAGAGGCAUCAUUGUAUUCUGAGCAGCUUUCAGCAAGGAUGAAUAUUAAGGCUGUAGAAGAUGACCAUUUAUAUUUAACUUUCAUUGAAGAUAUAACAAAUGACAUUCUUGACAUUGGGCUGUUUUCUAACAGAGUUCUGGAACAAUUGUUUGAGUGUCAUAUACAAGAAAAUAAGAACCGUUUGGAUGAGAGCAAAAUGCGGCACCUGUUGGAUGUGCUUAAAGCAGACCUUGGCUGCAGCCCACACAGUGGUGCUGAGCAAAUCGACACAGGCUGGGAAGCCUUUGAGUCACUGGAUCUGGGAAAGGUUAAUAUGAUGGAACAGCUUGAGUUUUGCAGUAGAAGUCAGAAGCAAGGAAAAGCUACGAAAAGUGAAGAAUUCUUUAAGACCAUGGAUUUGUUAUCGAAGGAACCAAGCACAUGUGAAAUGCCACUAUGCAAUGAAAAUUCAAAGAAGACAGAGAGCAAGGGUGACUUUUCAGAAGAUGUUGAUGAAAUGAUGAAUGCUGAGACAGAGUCUCAUGCUUGUGUGAAAUCUGAAGACCCAGACACUUCACCCUCACGUGAGGAAACUCUAAACUUGAUUACUUGUGACAGUGAUUUGGGAGCCAACAAGGAACUUGAUGAUCUUGAGGAAAACUUUGCAGAGGUCCUUCAGAUCACACAUGACCACUCAUCAUAGUGGCCAAAAUUUAGCUGUUAAAGAGGGAGGAAGCUAUUUUUGUAGAGAAUUGCCAUUCACUAAAUAAAGAGAAGUAAAUUGUUUAUAUUCAGGUGUUUUAACAGAAUCACUGUGUUCUCUUUAGCAGAGUAUUUAUUACAGAUUGGUGACCAUUUCUGUACUGAUGUAGACUGUAAAGGGUAAAAUGACUUAAAAAAAUUCUUCAUAUAUUUUGUCUGUAAACAUACAGCCCAAAACUAACUUUUGAGAAUAGUAAAAUUAGAUGCAUAUUUUAUAGAAAGCUGCAGAAUUAUGAAAUAUUUAUCGUUUUUAUUUAUAGCAAAUAAAAUUAAUUGAUGACAUUUCUAAUAUAAUGGUGGUCCAUGUUAUAAAGAUGCAAGAUUUUUGCAAUUUGCAAGAACAACUCAAUUUACCCACGCUAAAAUACGGUGUACUACUUACCUGCAGAGCAGAGACAGAACUGUUUGUUCAGCCUGGAAGAAGGCAGCAUUAUUUCCUCUCUUCAUGCUCUGCCAUUGUUUGAUGUUAAAUCCCACUGGAGCAUGAAGUUCUUAUCUCAUUUUUUUUUUCUUUUCACAGUACCUGUAGAACAUAGCAAACAAGGUUUCCUUGCUUUAGCUUGAAUGAAAUAAGGCUUGACUAGUGACAGCCAGCUUUCCAAAAAUAAGCAUUUCUUUCUGAUAUUGCUAGCUGAUCAUUCCUCCUUUCUCAGCUAUGAACUGGAUUGUCUUAUUCCGUACAUCAACAGGUGUAAAAACCGUUUUGCUCUAUUAGCUGAUCUCAUGUCAGAAACAGACAUACAGUUCUAGCUGUUGCAUACAGCAGCUUUUAAACUAUUCCGUACACGUGCAGCUUGUUUUAUGCACAGCUCUUAAACUACUUAAUCCUACUUGUCCAUGAUUUAGCUGGUAAUUCUGGAAGUGAAGACUGCAACAGUUUUCACAGUGCAUAACACCAAAAUACACAGUCCAGUUUCUUGCAUUGAUAGCAACCUUGGUAUAGCAUUCUGCAGAGAGUUUUGGGUUUAGAAAAAAAAAAAAAAAGG